GCACAUCAAUAUAUAGCAUAUAAUUGAUCAGUGCUCAACGAAAUUGUUCAGUCCCUGAAUCUGGAACCCAUUGUUGUAUUCCUCGCACGUUGCCAGUAGCCAUGUUUUCGACACACCUUGAAUCUGGAACCCAUUGUUGGCUACGCUGUUCGGUAUGGCAGCCGCGAAUGGUAAGAAAGCAGACCCAUGCCUAACAAUUGCAACUAUAGGCUCCAGCAUACACCAAACAUUGGCCCCACCGCAAUCUAAUCCAAAUUAAUCAUGCUGCAUGCACCGAUCCCAUGGCCUUGUCCCCUGCCAACUUUUCUCAAUGACAAGCACAGUUCACCGUCAAGAUGUCCUUCCCCUGGCCUAUAAAUUCAGCAAGCGGCUCAGCUCAACACCAUCACUUCUUCAUCAGCUCAUCCACCAACUGAGCACUGCAACAUCCAUAGCUCACUUCUUGAGAUCUCUGAGAAUCAACUAUGGCCAGUGCCAAGAGACUUGCUCAAUUGGCGAAGAAGUUGCAGAGGGUGGAAGCACUUAGGAGGAAGAGGCUCACGGUGUCAGCCAAAGAAGAUCAAAAGUGCUACAGUUCUGUACCAGCCAAGGGCCACUGUGUCAUGUACACGGCUGAUGGGGGGCGUUUUGAGGUCCCGUUGGAGUACCUCAGCACGACGGUAUUCGGCGAGCUCCUGAGGAUGUCCCAGGAGGAGUUUGGCUUUGCGAGCAAUGGCGAGAUCACACUGCCCUGUGAUGCUGCAGUGAUGGAGUAUGCCAUGUGCUUGCUCAGGAGAAAGGCCUCCGCCGAGGUCCAGAGUGCAUUGCUGAGCUCUAUGGUGACGUCUUGCCACUACACUGGCUGUGUGAUGCCUACUGUUGGAGCCAGCAACCAGAUUUACUGUUUGUAGCUUCUGAAGAACAUGCAUUCAGGACCCUGAUGAUGUCUUCUGUUUUGUGUGCUUUGCUUGGAUAGUGUAAGAUAGUUAGACAGCAGAUACUAGGAGCAGAAAAUUGUAUAUAUAGCAAUCUGAUCAUCAAUGCAACAAAGCAGUAUCAUGGCCACCAGCA
Molecule: messenger RNA, 1050 nt
Organism: Triticum aestivum (bread wheat)
Lineage: Eukaryota; Viridiplantae; Streptophyta; Magnoliopsida; Poales; Poaceae
Product: auxin-responsive protein SAUR36
Exons: 1
Coding region: 465-890 (141 amino acids)
Biological process (GO): response to auxin
Source: RefSeq, a predicted model, not a curated record